UCUAUUCGUUUGUGGAUUGUUUGUGCGUCUUUUUAGACAGUUUUCAACACGUGGGAAAUGUUGAACAUGCCAAUGUAAUUUUAAGGAAACGGUAGAGAAAACAUCUACGGCAGAAUGGACGUAUAUGAGGUCGGAACGCUUGAUGCCAACUUUCUUCGAUAUGGUCUUCAUAAUGCGCUUCAAAAGUGUCCGCUUGUCGCGAACCGGGAAAAUUGGAAUGUUGCACGUAUCAAUGAAAAGUUGUCGGCGCCGGCAACCAGGCUGCAGGGGUUGGCCGUGCUGGAGGCGUUCCUGCCGCAGUGCCCCGACGACCUGUUCGGCGAGCACGCGGUCUCCUGGAUGCAGCAGUGCCUGCACACGCUCGAGGCCCACGGCCGGGGUGCGGCCGUGCCCCUGGCGUUCCACGUCCUUGAGAUGCUGUUGCAGAUGUCGUCUCACUUUUCGGAACUGACCAAAGUGAUAUCCAGCACUGUUGUGUCGAAGGCUCUUGAGAAGAUUGUGAUCAGCCUGGAUGCGGACUCUGCACCAGCUCUGAAGUGUCUGCGUGUUCUCAUGACUCACUACGGCGGUGCUUGUGGCGUGAGCAAGUCUCUCCUGGAGCAGGCGCUGCUGCGCAGCGUUGCCAACCCGCAGCGAGCGGCACGGGCGGCCGGCUGCUGGGCGCUGCUGGCGGCGGUGGGCGGGGCCGGUGGCCAGCGAGCCAACCACAAGCAGCGGUGGGCGGACCUGCAGCUGCGGCUCUGCAACACGCUGCACCACCUGUUGGGGCGGCUGCUCCGUCGAUACCGCGUCCUGCAUUCGUGGACUGAAACUGAUGACAUACUCCCGUUGCCUGAAGUGAAUGAAGCAAACCCAGUUGCUAGCUCGCAGCAACUAACGAAGCAGUUGUGCAGUGUUGCCAAGUUCUUGCAAGCAAUGCUCAGGGGCGUGUUCCCGGCCGUGAAGAGCGUGUCGGCGGGCGAGAUAAUGGAGGUGGUGUGCCGCGGCCUGGCCGUGAACUGCUUCACCCCGCCGAGCAGGGACGCGGACAGGGACGUGGUGGUGGCGACCUGCCUGCCGGACAUCCACGUCGCGAUGCUCGGCGUCCUGGAGGCGCUGAUCGCUUGCUGUGGCAGAAACCUAAUUCCAUUUUGUGGUGUGAUUUGCGAGUUGGCACUACAGGAGCUGAAGUGGACGGCAACAGAGAGCUCGCACUACGCCUCGGAGAGGCCUUUUGGGCCUGUGAGGAUAGCAGCGUGUAGGGCGCUGACAGCCUGGUGCGGCGUCUCCAAGGCUGCCAGCCUCGUAGAGAAGUACGCCGAGCAGCUGGUGGUCGUCUUGUUGCCGGAUGUCCAGAGCAGCAAGCCAGGCAUCUCGCUGUCUGUCCCCGCCAGCAAGGGCAAGGACAGCUCCAAGGAAGCACCCAAGGCAGACAGGCCCGGUGGCUCGCCGUCCCGGCGCUCCAAGCUGCGCGACAGCCGCGCAAACAGCGAGGUCUGCGCAGCCGCGCUGGAGCUGCUGUGCGCCAUGUUGAGUUCUGCCGCGCCGUUUGUGCCAGCGAAACUACACAAGGUUCUUCAGGAAGCUGCGGCGACGUUGGUGCUGGACAUCCAGCGCAGCGGUGAGCCAGGGGAGCUGCCCGUCCCGUACAGCGUCCCCGGGUGUCGACUGGGGCUCUACCGCCUGCUGGAGACGCUGGCCAUGUGGCCCCACGGCGAGCGAGCCCCCCCCACCCACUUUGCCCUCGUCGCCUUCUCGCGGGGCCAGGCCGACAACGACAGUCAGGUCAGCAGUUUCUGCACCACAGCACUCUGCCACAUGGAGAAGAUUGCCCAUCCUGCUUUUGCCAGCCUGCAGUUCCCAGUUGCUGCUCGUUCCGAGGGGCCAACAAAAGAAUGGCGCUCCGAGAUGCCUGCAUCACGAUUGGGGCUACAAAGCAGUCAGGUUGAUGUGUCAUCUUUCACAGAGGACAAAGGAAACACCAUCUCGACAGACAGAGUUGAGCCAGGCCUCGACAUCACCGAAGUGUCCAGCUCUGAAGACAACGUCGAGGAAAUAGCGGUGGAAGCAGUUUCUCAGGAAUCGGAUAGCGAUGAUGUUGAUGAUGACGACGAUGGCUUGCGCAUCACCUCAGAAGUUUUGCCUAAGACCAAGCAAAUUGCUCUUGACUCAAGUUCCUCAUCUUCCACUCCAGUGCUUGUGGAUAUUGACGAACAUAGCAUGAGCCAGGAUGAGGACGGCAGCGUGAAUGUAGAGGACGUUGUAGUUCUCUCGGACGAAAGCAGCGACGGCAUUGAAGGAUGGACUGUAGUGGAAAAGGCAAAAUCAAAGAAAAUGAAUUUGAAGGAAAAGGCAAUGCAGAAAGCCGUAUCCAAUAAGGAAGUUGCGAAUACUGCGACUGCUGUCAGGCAGGGUAAUUUGACUGAAUCAUUAUGUUUGAGUUCGUUUAAAGAACACGAGGGAGAGACUGAUCAUUGCUGGACUGCUGAGGAGGCUGCACUUGUGUCAGACAUUGUCAAGGAUUUUGAAUCUGAGGUGGACAAGACAAUCGACAGUCAUAACAGUAGUGAGGCAAUGUCAGAGGAUGAAGGUGAAACCGAAGAAAGAGUAGACGUACCGGUUGCAGCCAUUGCCGCCUCGAAAUUCGAGGCCAGUCAGUCCAACAGAGCCGGUGAAUGGGUGGCAAAUAAGAAGAACCCUCAGAAACGUGACGCUAGUCCACUUCCGUCUUCAGCUCCGAAGAACAAGAAACAGAGAACAGACAGACAUCAACUACGUGAAAAUAAAAAUGUGCAAGGUAUAGAUAGUGAUGUGGAAGAGGUUGCACAAGUGGCCUCAAAGGAAAUGGGAGAAGAAGAUGAAACAGCUAAGGUAAAAAAUAAGCAUGCGAAGCUCAAAAUGAGUACAAGUGAAGAUCAACAUGUGGAAAGUUUGGAGCAGCCAAAAAAAGUAGUGAGUGCAUCGGAACAAUUGGAAGAAGUAAAGGAUCAAGAAAUUCAUUCAUCACAAAUGAACACCGAGAAUGUAAAUAUUGAACAUAUCAAAUCACAGGAGAGCAUGCAUACGGAGGAAAAACUUGACCCUGUUAAACAGUGUUCAGCACCGUUAGACACCAGCAGGGAGAGUGUUGAACAGGUCGAAGUACGGGUAGAUGGCGAAACAGAGAAGGAUAGUGAUUCUGUUCGGAAUCAUCCUGCACUGUCAGAAACUAGUGAACAAGAUUGUGUUCUUGUUGUCCCUGGACAAGGUUCUCCAGAGCAAAUGGAAACUUGUGAUGGAGAUUCCGAACAGGUCACGGAACUAGAGCGUGAACGAACUGGGAAAGGAAGUGACUUAGUACAAACGUGUCUGACAGAAGUAGAAACAAGUGACAAAAAUACGGACCAGGUGAAAGCACUGGAAGACGAAGGAAAUGAGGACGGCAAUGACAGUGAGCAAAUGAGUUCCACGCCAAUGAAGCCUGUUGAGAUACAGGAACCUGAAGGUCCGGAGAACGAAGAUGGCUUGGUACAAGCCCAGCCAGCGCAAGUGGAAACUUGCGAAGAUAAUCGCUGUCAGGUCAUUGGACAGGGGUUAGUUGGAAGUCCAGAGUGUCACAGUCCCGAAGUUCAACUUGUGAAACAAGCGACACAUGUUAACACAAAUGACAGGGAAAUUUCUCUUUGUGAAGGAAAUGAAGAAAAUUCAAAGAUUCCAGAAGAACAGAGGAAUGGUCAUCCCGCAGUUCAGCUUCCACAAACCGUAGAAGAGAGUGCUUCAGAAAAAAAUUAACUCAUCGAGGUGACGUAGAGAAUUGUUAAAAACAAUUUGGGCUGAAAAUCAAGCAGAGACUGCUAUGUAAAGUCUUCUGUUGGAUAUAUAGUAGUACUACUAUAAAUUUAAGACUGUUGUUGCCUUACAUGCUUCUGAAAAGGUUAUCAUUUUGGAAUGUACUUUAUAAAAUCUGAUUUCAUUUUUUUUUUCCCCUUUUUUUUUUUUAUGAAUGCAUAAUAUGUAUUGAGUAAUGAUAAUUAGAGACAGUAUGGCAUAAGAAUAAUUUUUACUGACCUGUGAGAAAAAGAAACCACUGUUUUAGUAAGUUUCUCUUUAAAAGACAAAAGUAAAAAGGACGUACUACAUACAUACAGUAAAUGCAAUUGUUACAACCUGUCAUGGUUCCUAAGAAUACGUGUCUGAACCUGUAGGUCGAAAUAUAUUAAUUUAGUAAGUUUUCAAAAAUAAAAUAUAAUAUUAUUUUAAUUACGUACAUCUUCCAAAAAAAAAAAGUAACCAAGAUUCAUAUUUGACCACAUACUGUCUUCAAAACAAGCACCAACACAGUGAAAUGUGCAACGCAACUGUAUCUUUUUAACAAGUUCUAAGUAAAUUUGACACUUUUCAAUUGGAAAAUGAUUUUUCACUCUAGUGAUAAUUUAUUAGUCAAGGUUUAUAGAUUAUGCUCUGUAUUAACACUUAUUUUAGAAAGUACCGGAUUUAUUUUAAAUAAAUAAUUGGGCUCUAUAUAUAACAUUAUACCAUAAAAAUUACAAAAAUAAUCAUGCAUAAUAUUAAUAUUUAGUUAUUUAGCAUAAAAAAAACAAGCGGAGUGCCUUUUUUUUUGUUUUUGGUAAGUUACCAAUUUUAUUCAAGAUAAGCUUAUAUAACACAAAAAACAAAAUUAAUUAGAAACUGUUUAAAAGCUUCAUAUCUGACGUGAAGCUUUACAUCACAACUGAAGCUUCAAAUUAAAUGAACAGCAUUUUUCCUUGCGAAGUCAAAUUGAAUAUUGAAAAGAGCUUCGAUUGAUUCUCUUAGUUGAAGCUUUGUACAGGCCUAGUACCAAUGUAAUGGUAAUGCUAAAUGCGUUGGCUUACUAUUAGAUCAAUGCUUAUUGUGUAGACAAAAUGUAUUUUUUUUCCUAUCCCUUUUCCUAUUAAUAAUUUUUUGGAGAUUACAUCAUUUUGAGGGCUGGAAUUAUAUAUUCACCCAAAAUGUUAUCUACGCUGACUGUGUAAAUCAGCUGUUACUUAUUAUUUAUUCACGCCAUUUUUGUGGUUAAUAAAUACUCCUGAGGUCGGGUGUAAGAGGUCUUGUGCUUUUUUUUUUUGUGCUGAUGUGUGUUGAGGGAAAGAUACUUUUGAAAACAAGUCACGGAGUCACCUUGUUUCUGCAGAGCUAGCACAUGAACAUCGCUGGUGCGGAAACAUUAAUAAAGGUAUACAAAUAUGAGCAAUAGGACCCGCUUUUCAAAUCGGUGGUUAUUCACUAACUUGCUACAGCUGAUUCUUUUGGGUGGAAUUUUACAGAUGUGGAUGUUUUUAUCAGGAGUGUAGCAGACAUUUUAAGGAUGGGAGGUAUCUGCACUGUUUUUGUGUUGAUAAACUGUUGGCACAUUCUCCUUGUCACCAAUUCCAAUCUUUCGUCAGGAAAGAUUUAGGUCAUGUGACUACAACAGGCACCAGCCUAGAGUGAAAAAAAUGUGCAGAUGUUUAGUGCUUACCUUUAGUGCUUAUGUACUCUUGAGAGUUAGAUAGGAUCAAAAAGUAUCUUAGCAGAAAAUGAACUCUCUUAUGAAAAAAAAAAAAAGACAGGAAUGCAUUAUUCUGUGGGGGAAUCCUUUAUUUGAGCAGCAGUGUUGACGUGUUCGUAAUUACAGCUGAAUGAGUCUGCAAAAUUUGGGUGAAGUCAAGUCCAAUUAUAAUAAGGAUGGGCCAAUAAAAUCCUCAAAUACCAUAAAAUUGGUAGUAUUAAAAGGAUUCAAUAUUCAAGGAAAAAGAUUUGUAGAAAAAUAUUAAGAGAAAAUAACGUACACCAUAGAUGUAGAUUGUUUGAAUGGGAUUGUAUGCAAAAACCAAAUGAAAGUGUGCCAUAACACUAGCGCUACAUGACAGUGCUGGCUGAAGCUGUGUAUUCGAUACAUCAAAGGUACAUAACGUUCGUACCAUACCAUAAUAAACACUUGUAGGAAACAUAACUUACAAUUGCAAAGUAGAGGCAUUGGUUUUUAUAAUGCAACAUUUUUAUUCAAAUCCAAAAAUUUAGCAAACAUACAUUUUCAAGGGGGAAAAAAAAAAAUAUUUUUCACAUAUGAUCUUAGCCAAGUUUGAAUUGUCUUACAUAAAAGAUAUCCUUCUGUUUUAAAGUCAUCUUACAGUGGAGAUGGUCUAGUGUUUGAGGUAGCCCUACAUAAUAUUGUCCUAUGGCUGGAUUGAUGUGAUGCUUAACAUUGAAGAAUUGAAACUGACAGUUAUAAUUUUUUUUUCUAUUAGAGAACAAAAUAUUUAUUUGACUUCCAACUAAUACAAUUAUUUUAUGUAAGUAAAGUUAAUACUCAUUUGACAUUUAAAUAGACAUUGAUAUUCUUAAUUUUUUUUUUAAUUGAAAUCUAAAACGAAUGUACUAUUUGUAGAAACUGGAUACUCACACAACCACAGAGAAAUAAAAAUCAAGAAAAAUAAACCAAUUCAUAUUGAUGUUUCGAGUGAAACAUUAGGAAAGCACGACUGGAAGCAUACAGAGCAGGCUGGUACAUAAAAUCUAUUAGUAAGAGUAAAAGGAAAACAUUGAAGUCAAUGUGAAUCAAGGCUAUGCAGUUCAUCCCCGUGUGCCUAAGGACAAAAUAUGUAAGCUUAUUAAGCCAGGGGAGUGUACAAAAGCUAGUUAAUAAGCUAGAUAAAUGAUUAUACACAUGCAUAAAUACUUCCUUAGUAGAAAAUGUUCUUCGUAUAGUCGAGUGACAAGACAACUGUAGUAUUUUAAUGUAGUUAAAAAGAUCUAUCAUCACAGCGUUAGCUAAGUGCAGUUGAGCUCAUGAUAAACGUGACAUU
This is a messenger RNA of Bacillus rossius redtenbacheri, 6785 nucleotides long. Its product is annotated as proline-, glutamic acid- and leucine-rich protein 1-like. NCBI's taxonomy places the organism in Eukaryota, Metazoa, Arthropoda, Insecta, Phasmatodea, Bacillidae. The transcript is spliced from 12 exons. The coding region runs from base 115 to 3750 and encodes 1211 amino acids. Gene Ontology annotation, cellular component: nucleus. The record is from RefSeq and is a predicted model, not a curated record. Gene Ontology annotation, biological process: rRNA processing.